AGUACUGAAUGUGUACGUCAGCGUUGAAUGUGUGAAAGUUUCAUUUUGAUUUAUGAAUAUAAUAGUAUUCGCGUGGUUGCACAGGUAGCUUUACAGUGACACAGGUGUUCAAUAAUUCUUUUUUUUGUCUAUGGAUUUGUUGCAGCUGCUAUCAUGGGCGUGCAUCGUAUUUACCGUCGGGAUGUUCUCGACAGGAUUGAACGACCUAAAGAAAAUGAAAGCCUCUCAGAGUGCAGAUAAUGUUCAGUUCCUGCCCUUCCUUACAACAUGCCUAAAUAAUCUAGGAUGGCUGUACUAUGGAUUACUUAAAGGAGAUGGAACAGUCAUACUUGUCAACACCAUUGGGGCCAUUUUACAGACAAUAUACAUCAUCACCUAUUGUCAUUAUACCAAAGAGAAGAAACGCGUGCUGUCGCAGACACUGGUGAUGGUGUGUGUGUUGUGUGUAGGCUGGGUGUAUUUUCGUAUGCUGAUUCCUCCUGGACAAACACAGCUGUCUCAGCUGGGACUGGCCUGUAGUGUGUUCACUAUCAGCAUGUACCUCUCUCCUCUGACUGAUCUGGUUCAUAUCGUACGCAGCAAGUCCGUAGAUCGGCUGUCAUUUUCCCUGACCGUCGCUACAUUUUUUACAUCCACAUCAUGGACGCUUUAUGGCCUUCAGCUACAAGACUAUUAUAUCAUGGUACCCAACACCCCAGGCAUCUUUACUAGCCUCAUCCGCGUCUACCUUUUCUGGAGGUUUGGAGCAGUCUUUGAUAGACAAGCCCGCGUAUAAACUCAUCCAAAUCUGACCAAUUUAGUGUCUUCUUAACUGUCCUUUAGUUCAGGGGUUCACAAAUUUUUCAGCCCGCAGGCCCCAAAAUAACAUUGCCAGUGACUCGAGAGCCCACUAUCCUCGGAGGUGGUUAAAGUAUACGAACGUUGCGCACAACUGCGCACAUGCGAUUAUUAGGUCAAUCCAAACAUGCGCAUAACGAAGACAAGACAAGAGGGCACAGUCUAACAUAAUAUUAUUUUAUAGUUAUUCACUCAUUACUUUAAUUGUAGUUAUACAUAAACUAUGAAAUAUUUCUACAGAUGGUCGAAUUUCAUCAAACUUAUUUGAGUACUGAUAGAUGUACUCUGCCUCUUUUCGUACCUGAGGACGAUGGCCUUUUUGACUGCGGUGCUUCUCCGCUGGCCUCCCUCGUUGUCUUUGGUCAAAAUUAACCAAUGCUUCAUUUCAACCAUUAAAAAUAUCCUAUACUUGAAGCCUCAACUUGCGACCCCUACUUUGGGAGCCCCUGCUUUAGUUUACACGAUAUGCCUGAGAUUCAGGUUACCUGAAGUGUCUCUCUCUCUCUCUCUCUCUCUCUCUCUCUCUCUCUCUCUCUCUCUCUCUCUCAAAUCUCUCUCUCUCAAAAUCUCUCUCUCUUAUGACAGUGCCACUUUAAAUUUUAAAAUGACAAAAAAAUUUCACUUGAUUUUGUAUCGGUUUUGAUAAAAUAUUGUUAAAGACGCAGCGGUAGGGUUUAGUUAACAAAUUUGUAAACAUGACAUACUAUAAGCUUCAUUAAGUUUUGUGUUUUUAUGUUUCCUCUUGAAGUUAGGCCUUAAAAUGUAAAAUAUUAAGCUCCUAUCUAUUUUUACAACUUGGGGUACAUGGUUCUCAAUGUCUUUAAGGGAAAUCCUAUGUUUUAUUUGUGUCAUAAAAUGAAUGUACUAUAUUGUACUAUCUAAGCUAUUUUAGCUUUUUAAUGGCUUAUUUAAACCAUACUUGAUUGUGUCCAAGUGGCAGUUCGGCAGCUAUUUAAAUAGUGCUUGACUUAGUCACGUCGUAAACUUUUUAGAUGUGUGCAACUUGAAACGAGUUUGUCUGAUUAAACAUCAAGGAAGUUCCAGAAUCUGCAAGACAUUAGGAGUGCAUAAAGUCAGAAAUGCACAGAAUAAAACAUCUUCAGAGAUUGGAGAAGAGUGGUUUACUUACAUUCAGACAGCAGUAGUGGGGCUUAUGUGCGGGGAUCAGUGUUGGGUGUAACUAGUUACUAAGUAAUUAGUUACUGUAAUUUAAUUACUUUUCCCUUGAAAAAGUAAAGUAAGGGAUUACUCAUAUGUUUUCUGUAAUUUAAUUACAGUUACUUUUGAUGUAAUUAAACUAAAUACUUUGUGAAAUAUAUGCAUGUGCAAUAGUGUAAUUGACAUCAAAUUCAAAGUCUUACUUUAAAAUCUGUGCUUUAAUGUAUAAUUCUCACAUUUGUAAUACUUUGGUCAGUUAGUAAUAUUAUUUAUUUAAAUGUAUUAAAUAGUUUCAUGUCUAUCCUUGAAUCACUUAACUAAUCAAGGUCGAUGUAGGAUAUAGAAAGUAAUUUGUAAUGAGUAACUAAAUACUUAAUUUGGACAGUUAUCUAAUUACACUAUUGAAUAUGUAAUGAGUAACUAGUAAUUAAUUACUUUUUCAGAGUAACUUACACAACACUGGCGGGGAUAUUGAGUUUUAAUGAAUCUUAUUUCUAUUGCCAUUCACAACAAGCCCCUCCCCACCACCAUCUUUACAUAUUCUCUGCCCUAUUAAUUAAAAGUCGUUGCCCUAUCAAAAUGUCCAUAUAAUGAUAUCAGAAACAUAUGUUCCCCUCCCCUGCAGAUGCUGCAUAGUUGCUUAAAACUGAAGGCUUUAUUUAUUGUGACUUGAUGAGUUUGAUGGAAGCUGCUUAUUAUUAUAUAAAUGUAGGAUUAGAGAGGAAAAGGUCAGAAAAUUCACCCAGUUACAUUUUUACAUAUUGAAAACCAAUAACAUUGCCAGAUGAACAUCUUAAAUGAAUGUGCUUUGCAGAAAUUGGUUCAGCUGUAACGGACACAAAAUGCUAAAACAUAUGUUAAAGCCUAAACUCUUAACGGGCAGUUUCCCAGAAAGGGAUUAUCUGUAGCCAAUGUUAGGAUAUUUACGUUGUUUUUUAAAAACAUUCUUUACAAAAAAAACAUGUCUGUGUUCAUCUCGAGACAAAACAAUCUCAAGGAUACAUUUUAUAAUAUGUCAGUGCAAGUUGUUUCUCAUUAAUACACCUUUAACAUUUAAGUUAGUCUGGGAUUAGGUUUAAGCCUUUAUCGGGAAACCACCCCUAAGUGUAUUUUAGCGGUUUACCUGAAUAUCAUUUGGUACUUUAUUUACAUCUACCUACUUUGUAGCUAUUCAAAAAUCAUGAUGAUUUAAAGUCCAACUCGUGUUGCUGUUUUGUUUAAGGUUUUAAUUUUAUUCAAUUAUGGUUUGUGCUUUACAUUUAUUUUUCUUUGUACUUUUUUAUAUACUAUAUACUAUUUUAUAUACUAUGCAACAAUACUAUUAUUAUAAAUUGUUUAAAUAAAUUUUGUAAAACAUCAAA
This is a messenger RNA of Triplophysa dalaica, 3356 nucleotides long. It is a transcript of the gene slc50a1, whose product is annotated as solute carrier family 50 member 1. The transcript is spliced from 6 exons. The record is from RefSeq and is a predicted model, not a curated record. Lineage: Eukaryota; Metazoa; Chordata; Actinopteri; Cypriniformes; Nemacheilidae. Gene Ontology annotation, biological process: carbohydrate transport. Gene Ontology annotation, molecular function: sugar transmembrane transporter activity. The coding region runs from base 131 to 775 and encodes 214 amino acids. Gene Ontology annotation, cellular component: membrane.